CUCCCUCGUCGCUGGGUGUCGCUCGACUGAUGCCUGUUUGACCUCCUCCUCUAGCGAUCGAAACCCCCUUCAAGCCCUAGCAAGAUAGAAGAAGAAGAAGAAGAAGAAGAAGAGAUUGGGUGAAGAGGGAGCGGCGUCGGACAGCGUCCGACGAGCGGCGGGCGAGGGCCAUGGGUCAGUGCUACGGCAAGAACAUCUCUGUUGCCGAGGACGGCCACCGGGAACGACUGAGCCCCGCAAACGGAAGCGCAGAUAGUGGUGGCGCGGCCCCCGCCACCCCGCUCCGCAGAGGCCCCGCUACCCCGCUCCGCAGAGGCCGAAGCGGCGCCACCACACCCGUUCACUCCUCCUCGACCAGCACCACCGCCACCGCAUGGCCCAGCCCCUACCAGCAGGGCUCCGCCAGCCCUCUUCCCGCCGAGGUCCCCCCCUCCCCGGCGAGGUCCACCCCCCGGCGAUUGUUUCGGCGGCCCUUCCCGCCACCAUCUCCCGCGAAGCAUAUAAGGAUCGCCCUCGCAAAGCGCCAGGGCCUGCCGAAACCCAAGGAGAGUCCGAUCCCCGAGGAUGGAAACGAGGAGGUGGAGAGACCGCUGGAUAAGAGCUUCGGCUAUGGCAAGAACUUUGAGGCGAAGUAUGAGCUGGGGAAGGAGGUUGGAAGAGGACAUUUUGGGCACACGUGCUUGGCGACGGCCAAGAAAGGGGAGAUCAUGGGUCAGUUUGUCGCCGUCAAGAUCAUUUCCAAAGCAAAGAUGACAACACCAAUAUCAAUUGAAGAUGUUCGUAGGGAGGUCAAAAUCCUGAAAGCUUUAUCUGGGCAUAAAAAUCUUGUCAAGUUUUAUGAUGCAUGUGAGGAUGAACUUAAUGUCUACAUAGUCAUGGAAUUAUGUGAAGGUGGAGAAUUAUUAGAUAGAAUUCUAUCCAGAGGUGGAAGGUGCACAGAGGAGGAUGCAAAAGCAAUUGUCAUUCAAAUACUGAGUGUGAUGGGCUUCUGUCAUCUUCAAGGUGUUGUGCAUCGUGAUCUAAAGCCAGAGAAUUUUCUUUUUACCACCAGAGAUGAAAAUGCCACCAUGAAGUUGAUUGAUUUUGGUCUUUCUGAUUUUAUUAAACCAGACGAAAGACUAAAUGAUAUUGUUGGAAGUGCAUAUUAUGUUGCCCCUGAAGUUCUACAUAGAUCAUACAGUAUGGAGGCAGAUAUUUGGAGUAUUGGUGUUAUAGCAUAUAUCUUGUUGUGUGGUAGUAGACCUUUCUGGGCACGGACAGAAUCAGGAAUUUUUCAUGCAGUGCUGAAAGCUGAUCCCAACUUUGAUGAUCCGCCUUGGCCUGCUGUAUCUCCAGGAGCUAAAGAUUUUGUGAAAAGGCUCUUGAAUAAGGACUAUAGAAAAAGAAUGACAGCUGCACAGGCCUUGAGUAAAUUGCUACUUAUUACUAAUCAUAAUUAUUUCUCACUAGUAAAUACGCACCCUUGGUUGCGAGAUGAACAAUGGCAAAUUCCUUUAGAUAUACUGAUAUAUAAGUUAGCCAAGUCUUAUCUUCGUGUCACACCUCUUAAACGGGCCGCAUUAAAGGCACUAUCUAAAGCUCUAACGGACGAUGAGCUUUUUUAUCUAAGGUUGCAGUUUAAGCUAUUAGAACCAAAUAAAGAUGGUCAUGUAUCGCUUGAAAACUUCCGAAUGGCACUAUUUCAAAAUGCAAGCGAUGCGAUGAGGGAGGCUAGGGUUCCUGAUAUACUGAAUGCGCUGGAGCCACUCUCAUAUCGAAGGAUGGACUUUGAGGAAUUCUGUGCUGCUACAAUCAGCCCCUACCAACUCGAGGCGUUGGAUGGUUGGGAACAGAUAGCUAGCACAGCUUUCGAGUAUUUUGAGCGGGAGGGAAAUCGAGUCAUCUUUGUCAAAGAACUCGCUCAGGAAUUGAACCUCCCCUCAACUUCUUAUUCUGUUCUGAGAGGCUGGAUUAGACCAGAAGACCGCAAGUUCAGUUUCCUUGGAUACACCAAAUACUUGGUUGGUGCGACGAUACGCAGCUCAAACACAAGACACUGCUAGAUUUUUGAUGUAGUUGUUUCCUGAUACUGAUCCAUUCAUAAAUAAUGUGCCGGUUUCAUCACCUUUUUUCCUCGCGGAUGUAUAUUUUUCGACAUGCAUAGAAUAACUUCUAUAUGUAGAUAAUGAAUUAGAGAACGGAUGUAAAGACGAAUUUGCAAUGAAGCUGAAACGAAGGGCUCCUAACGCAUUAUUUUAUUCUA
Musa acuminata AAA Group (dessert banana) is the source of this 2242-nucleotide messenger RNA. Its product is annotated as CDPK-related kinase 3-like. NCBI's taxonomy places the organism in Eukaryota, Viridiplantae, Streptophyta, Magnoliopsida, Zingiberales, Musaceae. The transcript has 11 exons. Bases 171 to 2042 code for a protein of 623 amino acids. Gene Ontology annotation, molecular function: calmodulin binding; calcium-dependent protein serine/threonine kinase activity; calcium ion binding. Gene Ontology annotation, biological process: protein autophosphorylation; peptidyl-serine phosphorylation; intracellular signal transduction. Gene Ontology annotation, cellular component: nucleus; cytoplasm. The record is from RefSeq and is a predicted model, not a curated record.